AUGAAAGCUUUUGUUAGAGGGUUAUUAGCAAGAGCUUAUGAGGAUCCAAGGAAAGUGUGGAAUCAGAAGAAGUGGGAAUGGAAGGAAUCGGCUGGUUUUGGUUGUGUUACUUCGCCAACGCCACCGCCACCACCGCCGGAGAAAGGGUUGGAGAACCUGACGGUGGCGGAUGUGCUGAUGAUCAAGGAUACAGACGGUGGCAAAGUUGAAACGUGGAUCUCAUGCCGUACAAACGACACCGUUUUUGACGCCGUUAAGAAUAUGGCAAAACAUAAUAUUGGAUCGUUGGUAGUGUUAAAACCUGGAGAUCAACAAUGUAUCGCCGGAAUUGUUACAGAGAGAGAUUAUAUGAAAAAGAUCAUCGGGGCGGGAAGAUCAUCAAAGGUUACAAAAGUUGGAGAAGUUAUGACGGAUGAA
Arabis nemorensis is the source of this 417-nucleotide messenger RNA. NCBI's taxonomy places the organism in Eukaryota, Viridiplantae, Streptophyta, Magnoliopsida, Brassicales, Brassicaceae. The record is from the annotation of a GenBank genome assembly.